AUGGCGCCCCUGGCCUUCGCGUCGCUCCUGCUACACGUCCGCACACUCAACGCGCGGGGCCUCAACGUCCCCGAACGCCGCUCCAGAUUGCUGAGGGAACUGUGGUCUUUCCAGACAUCGGUUGCAAUGAUACAGGAGACAUACUUCAAGCUGGGUUCAGAAACAGCGCUGAAAGACAGGAGGUUCCCUACUGGCUACUUCACAUCACACUCUUCGCUUGAUACUCUCUGUAUCAAGAAAGCCUUGCGGACUUUACACUUAGUAGACUGCUGGAGGACUCUCCAUCCGGAGACAAGGGACUACUCGUAUUAUUCGGCGGUGCAUGGAUCGUACACUAGAAUAGACUACCUCUUUCUCUCCCAAACUUACUUGACCUUACUACAAGAUUCGACCAUCGGACACAUCGCAUGGUCUGACCAUGCACCGGUGUCACUCCCCCCUUUUCAAACCAAGGGAGUGAACAUGGCGUCUGAACGAGUCAUUACUGAUGGACGACAAAGUCCGGACCACGGUUCGAGUAACCUUGACUAA
Molecule: messenger RNA, 531 nt
Organism: Pelobates cultripes (western spadefoot toad)
Lineage: Eukaryota; Metazoa; Chordata; Amphibia; Anura; Pelobatidae
Source: the annotation of a GenBank genome assembly